Messenger RNA from Anguilla rostrata (American eel), 5454 nucleotides. RefSeq names its product phosphodiesterase 11a (gene pde11a). The transcript is spliced from 20 exons. The record is from RefSeq and is a predicted model, not a curated record. Gene Ontology annotation, molecular function: protein binding; 3',5'-cGMP-stimulated cyclic-nucleotide phosphodiesterase activity. Gene Ontology annotation, biological process: negative regulation of receptor guanylyl cyclase signaling pathway; signal transduction. Bases 439 to 3297 code for a protein of 952 amino acids. Lineage: Eukaryota; Metazoa; Chordata; Actinopteri; Anguilliformes; Anguillidae.
AGCGUGUGAAAAGCUAACCUACAGUGACAGCCGACGUCACUAGUGCUCUAGGGAGGACUCACUCUCGCUUCCUCACUGGUCCAGCUCAGCUGCGCAGUAACAGUGGCUACACGAAGAGGCGCAACUUCGAGGUGAGCACGGGACUGUCAAUUGCUCAUACACUAAAGAUUGGAUUUGAGAAUCUACAAAGUAUGUGGAAGAAGAUGGAAAAUACAAUUGCUAUGUUGCUUUUCUGUAGAAUUACAAUAUUAUUCGCUAUAUAUCUAUAAUAAUUACAUGGUUUCGAGAUUAUGAAGUUAUAUCUGAAUGGAUGGUUUUAAUGUUUUUCCUUAUGAGUCGAUUCCAAUAUUCUGCUAUUCUCCUGUUUUCUAUUUUAAAUGUUCAUUUACCGCGCGAGCACAGUAGUUUGGUUCGUUGGGGACCGUCAAAAUCGCAGACAUGGCAGUUCCAAGUAUGGACUUUUCUGAUGUAGAAAGUUUUCUUGACAAACAUCCUGAACUAUUUGAAGACUAUCUCAACAGGAAAGGAAAACACAGCAUGGUGGAGAAAUGGCUCAAGAAUCACCAGGCAAACAAAACUCAAGUAAACGCCGCCGCGGAUUCGGACAAGUCCCAUGGCAGCAAAGAUAGCUGGGCGAGUAAGGGCGACGGGUUGCAGAGACGAGCCUCGCAGAAGGAACUGAGGAAAACUUUUGCCAGGUCCAAGGCCAUUAACGCGAACAGGACAUAUGAUGAACACGUCAAUUCCAGGGCACAAGAGCCUUUGACAAGUAUGAGGAGAAGAGCUUUGUUGCGAAAAGCCAGCUCACUUCCUCCAACUACUGCUCACAUUUUAAGCGCUCUCCUGGAAUCCAGAGUUAACAUACCUCAGUACCCAUCGACGGCCGUAGAUUUCAAAUAUUAUCUUAAAGAACACAAUGAAAGGGAAUUUUUCCUGGAGCUAGUAAAAGACAUAUCUAACGAUUUGGAUUUAACUAGCCUCAGCUACAAAAUUCUCGUGUUUGUUUGUAUUAUGGUGGACGCAGACCGCUGUUCUUUGUUUUUAGUGGAGGGCACCACGAACAAGAAGACUUUGGUGUCAAAAUUCUUUGAUGUUCACGCGGGCACUACAGUAUUGCCUUCUUUCAAUAACUCGGAUGAGGUACAGGUGCCAUGGGGAAAAGGAAUUAUUGGAUACGUUGCUGAACACGGAGAGACUGUUAAUAUCCCAGAUGCUUAUCAGGACCGGCGCUUCAGCGAUGAGAUUGACAAGCUGACCGGCUACAAGACCAAGUCGCUGCUGUGCAUGCCCAUUCGGAACAGUGAUGGGGAGGUCAUUGGCGUUGCUCAGGCAAUCAACAAAGACCCAGGCGGUGCGCUGUUCACCGAGGAUGAUGAAAAGGUGCUGCAGAUGUACCUGCCUUUCUGCGGGAUCGCCAUCUCCAACGCCCUGCUCUUCGCUGCCUCCAGGAAAGAGUACGACAGAAGCAGGGCCCUGCUGGAAGUGGUGAACGACCUGUUUGAGGAGCAGACAGACCUGGAGAAGAUCGUGCGGAAGAUUAUGCACCGAGCCCAGACUCUGCUGAAGUGUGAGCGCUGCUCAGUGCAACUGCUGGAGGAUAUUGAGUCACCGGUGGUGAAAUUCACGAAGUCCUUUGAACUGUUGUCGCCUAAAUGUAGUGCAGACACCGAGAACAGUUUCAAAGACAGCUUGGAGAAAUCGUCUUAUUCUGACUGGCUUAUCAACAACAGCAUCGCUGAGCUUGUAGCAUCUACCGGUCUUCCUGUGAAUAUCAGCGAUGCGUACCAGGACCCACGCUUUGACGCAGAGGCUGAUCAGUUCUCUGGCUUCCACAUCCGCUCUGUGCUUUGUGUGCCCAUUUGGAACAGCAACCACCAGAUAAUUGGUGUGGCUCAGGUGCUGAACAGACUGGAUGGGAAGCCAUUUGACGACGCGGACCAGAGGCUCUUUGAGGCCUUUGUCAUCUUCUGUGGCCUCGGCAUUAACAACACCAUCAUGUAUGACCAAGUGAAGAAGUCGUGGGCGAAGCAGUCUGUGGCUCUGGAUGUCCUGUCAUACCAUGCCACCUGUUCGAAGACGGAGGUGGACAAAUUCAAGGUAAGGACCACCGGCUUGAAGGAGGCUGCAAACAUCCCCCUUGUUUGUGAACUUGGCAUCGAUAAGUUAUCCUUCGAUGACUUCUCCCUCGAUGUAGACGCCAUGAUAACUGCUGCCCUGCGCAUGUUUAUGGAGCUGGGCAUGGUGCAGAAAUUCAAGAUCGACUACGAGACGCUGUGUAGGUGGCUGCUGACGGUGAGGAAGAACUACCGCAUGGUGCCGUAUCACAACUGGCGGCACGCCUUCAACGUCUGCCAGUGCAUGUUCUCCAUGCUGACUACUGCAGGAUUCCAGGAGACCCUGACUGAAGUGGAGAUUCUGGCUCUGAUCGUGGGCUGCAUCUGCCAUGACCUGGACCACCGCGGCACCAACAACGCUUUCCAGGCCAAAACGGGCUCGGCCCUGUCUCUGCUGUAUGGGACAUCAGCCACCCUGGAACACCACCACUUCAACCAUGCUGUCAUGAUACUGCAAAGCGAGGGUCACAACAUCUUUUCCAACUUGUCCUCCAAAGAGUAUAGUGACCUCAUGCAGCUGCUGAAACAGUCCAUCCUGGCCACUGACCUCACCCUCUACUUUGAGAACCGGAAAGCUUUCUUUGAGAUGGUCAGUAAAGGGGAAUACAACUGGAAUGUGAAGACCCACAGGGAUAUGUGCAGGUCAAUGCUGAUGACUGCAUGUGACCUUGGAGCUGUGACCAAACCCUGGGAAAUAUCCAGAAAGGUGGCGGAGCUGGUGACCAGCGAGUUCUUCGAACAGGGCGACAGAGAGCGGUCAGAACUGAAGCUCACCCCUUCUGCCAUCUUUGACCGGAACCGGAAGGAUGAGCUCCCUGGCCUGCAGCUGGAAUGGAUUGAUGGGAUAUGCGCCCCUCUAUAUGAGACUCUGGUGAAACUGAACCCAAAACUGCAGCCAAUGGUAGACCUGAUCCAGGAGAACCGGGCGAAGUGGGAGGAGCUAAACAGGGAGCGGCAGCGCAGCCAGGAGUCGACCGCGCCUGCCAGCAGCGGUGCCAGGAAAGCCGUGGCAGACCCCAGCAGCGCUGCCAGGAAAGCCGUGGCAGACCCCAGCAGCGGUGCCAGGAAAGCCGUGGCAGACCCCAGCAGCGGUGCCAGGAAAGCCGCGGCAGACCCCAGCAGCGGCGCAGAGAGCCACGGCGGGGCUCCCUGUGAUAGCGGUCCCCCCGAAAACACCAGCUAGCUCCCGCCAGUCCUUCGCGGGGCUCCGCAAGCUGCCCCUUAGCUUCUGUCCACUAACACGUGGCCUGCAGCGACAGGCUGAGCAGUGCAUGCAGGGCUUCUGUGCUCUGCUUUAGCUUUCGAUACCCGCGGCCGAGAAUUUUCUGCUGGAUCGCGCGUUUAGAUGGACGCCAAGGUCGAAGUUUUUGUGUUCCUCUCAUGCCCCCUCCACUCCCCACCCCCCACUCAUUGGGAGUCUGGGCCUAGCGCCGCUGGGUUAGCUUGCACACCUGCUUUGUGCAUUUAGUUAUCAGGUAAAAGUUAGAAUCUCGGAGCUGGUAUUUAUAGGGAAAACAAAAACACGAGAACCACAGUCUCCUGGCUUUUUUCCCGAAAUGCGUUUGUGUGAGGAGAGUGCCACCUCACUAUAAGAGAAGGGGGAUAGUAAAGAGCAGCUGGAAUCGUAGGCCACUCUUUGUCCAUGCUAACUCCCCACAAGUUUGGGGCUGUAGUCACGUGACCCUCUUCGUGUUGCUUUGAGUAACCUAUUUGUCGCAGGAAUGUUACAGGGACUCUUGUUAAUUUUGUAGUGUACAUAUCUAUUUUUACACAAAUGGAAUAUGCAAGUGCCAUUUCAUAUCAGUUUUAGCUUGUUGGCUUUGGUUACCCGUGGUUAAUGAAGUGUUUCUUUGGCUCGGUUGGCUUGUGUCAGUGCUGUGGGGAUCAGGGGUUGUGGGGUGGACUUGUUACCAGGCGUUUCUUGUGCUGAAAAUCGAGAGCCCCCUGUUUGUGGAUCCUUAUGCAUGAAACUUUUCACCACGAAUCAUUAUCCUGACAUUCUUCACUAAACCGAUGAGAGAUAGCAGUUGGACAUCAGCAUGGUGUCCUAGGUUACAUUCCCUUUUUGAAAUCUGUUUUUGUUCACCCCUGUGUAAACCCUAUUGUGAUGCCUUUUACACAUUAACGCUUGAUUCAUGUGACCAAGAAUGCGAGUGUAUAGACAAAGACAGUAAUCUGUGCUCUUGCAUAAUUCAAAGAGAUGGUACCAUAAAACAACACCCUCAGGACUACGGGCUGACUACCGAGUAACGACGGUGUCUCUUCUGCCCCGUAAUGACAAGGACCGCCCCAUACUCCCAAAUGACUGCCGGCUCCUCCCACAUGCAGCGAUAACUCAUUUUGGGUUCAGAACGAUAUUGAUUUCCUCUCGGCGGAGGCCGGGGACCCCGAGCCUGAUUAUAUUACUGCUGAACGGCAGCGGUUAUCAGGGUGUAAAUUAAAGCGAGGCCUGCUGUCAGUGCAGAUGCUGGAGGAAUUUCAGCAGCUAUUAUGCGAUCCGUAGUUCCCUAAUUCAGCGAUUUAGCCGCGUUAAACGUUAUUCCCGAAUGAACUCGCUGCUGACGCUUAGCCGAUUUUAAAGAAGCAAACAAGUAAAAAAAUAGUAAUAAUAAUUGAUGCAAAUUUCUUGUAAAACAAAAUCUGACUCAAAGAUAUGAAGUCUCCAAGAUCAUUCACAUCAUCCACAUCCACGUUUAGUUGCGAUAUAUUUCCCUCUUUUUAAAAACAAGCCUUUUUGAUUGGGCAAUCUACUGUUAUGACUCAACAGCAUGCGUAUUUGUUUGCACAUUUUGAUCUAGUUUUCAUAAUCAUGUUGUCACAGCAGAAAUUGGAAGUAAUUUGGUCACUGUGGUCGUCGUGUGGCAUGAAUCUUUGUUCUCUUGGGGGUCAAAAUUAAAGCCUGACUGACCACCAGAAGAUUUCGAUUGCAUGGGGUGUGAGGUUAAACCAACUACUGUUAAGUAUAAAGACCAACAAUGAGCAGCACCAGUAAACCAAAUGGUUUGUUAUCUGCAGCUUCAUCUCCAUGAAAACAUUCCUCAGUCAGUUUACCUUGGAAUGGAACUGCAUGGUAUAUUAAUGCAUUGUAAUGGAUGGAGUAUUAAUGCAAAGAAUUAAUUAUGUUUUCCCGUUAUGUUUCAAAUUUGUGACUUAAUACAUAUUCUUUUGCAUUGUACGACUACUGAGUCUGUACGUGUAAUCAUCAUUUCUUCUCAAUGCCAUGACUUACUGUAGGUUGUUCAUUUGUCACAGAGGUGAAACAAACGGGUCUUUAGAGGCAUGUUAUCUGGAAAUCUACAAUGUUUUGUUAAGUUGAAUAAAAUCUGUGCUUAAAAUUGUA